Messenger RNA from Zophobas morio, 1494 nucleotides. Its product is annotated as major antigen-like. Lineage: Eukaryota; Metazoa; Arthropoda; Insecta; Coleoptera; Tenebrionidae. The transcript has 7 exons. The record is from RefSeq and is a predicted model, not a curated record. The coding region runs from base 116 to 1420 and encodes 434 amino acids.
UAUUUUUAACAUCACGAAUUGUUGAAAAUGGCAUAUUUAACACAACAUCUGAAAAUAAUGAAAAAUUAGUUAAAAAAAGCUUUAAAAAAUAAAAGACCUGCUAACAUUUUGAAAAAUGAUUCUUUUUGAGAAAAUUUUGACGGUCGUAGAAAACGGGAACAUAGCACAUAAUUCCACACUAUCGAGGCAAGAUUUAGGUCGAUAUCAGGACUACUUUAGAGACAUAAAACAGCUGUUAAUAGAGCUGAAAUUAUACAUCAGCCAAAACACACGAAACUUCGAAGUGAGUAACUUGAAUAAACUGCAAACUGAAGACAGUGUAUGUACUAUUACGCAAAGAGAGAGUGCUUUAUAUCUUCUAUCCAAAGAAAAUGAUCGACUCAAGACGGCAGAAAAGAAUUUCGCCAAUGUUGUUAAAAACUUAGAAAUAAAAAAACACUGUGUGAAAAAUCCAUCAAUGAAGAAGGAAAUAUCUGCCACAGAAGCACACACUGAAGACACAGGAAAAGUAAUGAAGUCUACGAAAGCGCGGUAUAACGAAAAAUUAAAACGAAAUCCACUAUUAACUGACCUGGAACUAGAAGAUAAAACAGAAACGAAAAUUCAGCAGCAGCAGAUGGGUACAAACAAAAGUUAUGACAGACAACACCUCGAAAAAAUAAACAGUGAUAGUGACAUGAAGGAUAAAAUACUCGAAAUUGAGGCAAGCAUGAUGUCUGUUUCUCAAAAUCUACAAGAGAUCUUGUUAGAGCAACUAGACAAAGAAACCUCAGAAAUAGGACUAAAAAUACAUGAACCUAUACGAAACAUUACGCAAGAAGUUGAAUCAAAAGAGCUUCCAAUUAAACAAAAUGAAGCCAAACUUUCAGAUUCUAAAAACAAAAUAAAUGAAAUCACUCGGGAGAUUGAACAGCUAAAUGCAAAAAUGAAUACACUGAAUCAUAAACUUAUUACUCUUCACACUACCUUUGCAGAGAACACAAUAAGAUUUUUACAAAUCGAUAAAAUGGACGAAACAGUUCAAGAACAUGAAAACUUGGUCAAAAAUAGUGAGAGACACGAGCAACAGAAAAUUGAAGGACACCAAAAAGAACUGGAAAAGUUUGAAUCAGAAGCUCAAAAGAACGGUGAACAACAGCAAUUAAUUACAAAAGAUUUAACGGCUGAAGACGAAAGCAUCGAAAACCAAAAUGCCUUCAAAAGUGUUAAAACAACAUGUAACUCCAAUGAAAAGGAAAUUAAACGUCUGACCGAGGUCCAGAAGACGAAAAGAGCUAAAACAGUUUCAAAAAUACCAGUAAGGCAAAAGUGCCCUGAUUUACUAAACCUGGACACAAGCAAACGUAGUUUCAGAAUGAACUUGGAAUUGACGGCCAAAGAAAAAUACAAACAAAAAGGAAUACAAAGUAAAAAUAUUUGAUUAAGUGACAAGUUACUAGAAAUGACUUACAUAAUGUUCCUAUGCUUUAAAUUUCAACAAUUCGAAAAGAUAAA